Balaenoptera musculus (blue whale) is the source of this 3136-nucleotide messenger RNA. It is a transcript of the gene SMIM10L1, whose product is annotated as small integral membrane protein 10 like 1. The record is from RefSeq and is a predicted model, not a curated record. The transcript has a single exon. Bases 2672 to 2878 code for a protein of 68 amino acids. NCBI's taxonomy places the organism in Eukaryota, Metazoa, Chordata, Mammalia, Artiodactyla, Balaenopteridae.
AUCUUAAAUUGUUUUUUUAAUAAUUAUGUUGUUAGAAUAGCAUAUUGUUAGUCUGAAACUAUUAUACACAGAGAUGCACACAAAUAAUUGUUAAUUUUUUGUUGUUAGGGACCAAAAUUUUCAGCAUUAGAAAAAAGAAAUAAAUGUAUACAAAAUUAGAAUUGGAAAGGUCAACAUGAACUCACUGAAAUUUAUUUUAAAAGAAUCUAUUCUGGUGGUUUUAAGCAUAAAGGCAUUUAUGAGAGAGUAUCAAAGUAUUACAAGGUCUGCAGAAGGAGAUUCAGAGCUAAGCGUCCAGAAACAAUGCCUGCAUCAGAUAUUUUUCUAGAUGCCUGAAGAGGGAAAAAAUCUUAAUCUGAUGUUGCAGCUAAUGGUUUGCUUCAGUAUGACACAAAUCUGAUGCUUGAAUGUACAGUCUUGACCCAGAAAUUGCAGUGUUACUAUGGGAUCUAAUCAUUGCUAUCAUUUGUUUUUCUUUCACUGAGUUUACUAAACCUACAUAAAGGUUUCCACUAAACAUCAAACGGUUCCUGAUGUGAUGCCUACUGAAAGGCUAAACUCAAUCUGUUAGCCUGCAAAUGUGGGACAGACUCUUUCACUGAGUUGUAACUUUUCUCUUGUGUUUAGGCUUGGAUCGUUUGGAUCCAAUCCUUGCAGCCUGAAUGCCUUUUUUUUUAUAUAAUAGAACAUUUAUAUUGGCAAAUUCUUUAAAAAAGGAGCUGAGAAUUUGCAGACCUGCUGCAGCUUACCUUAAAACUUUUUCAAAGCAUCAUUAAACCAAACAAGCCAUUAAAAAGUACUAAACUGGGCAUGUGUAUAUGUAUAACUGAUUCACUUUGUUAUAAAGCAGAAACACACCAUUGUAAAGCAAUUAUACUCCAAUAAAGAUGUAAAAAAAAAAAAAAAAGAAAUGAUGCACUUACAUUUGAUCUUGGUAUGAUCUCCUCUUAAGGCAGAGCUCUACCAGGAGCUUUAGGUUGCAUUCCUGGCCCUACUGAUGUGAAACCCAGUGAGAUGAACUACUUUUCAGAGCCUGUCUAGGCCUCCUGAAAAUGAAAAGCAAUGUGUGUGAUGAAAAGAUGAGCAUGACCUCUGGGGAUUUUAAGCUUCAUGAUGAUUUAAUAGCAAAUCAUUGUAUAUUCAGCAGACUUGACUUUCCCAAUAAACAUUUACUUUAAAGGAGAAAAAAAAAAAAGUACUAAAUUGGGAAUAUAGGGUCAACAAUAAGGGGAUAAGAAAGAUUUGGAAAGGAAGGCCAAGUUAAAGAGUCAAUGAAGCAUCAUCUGGAGAAAUGGUUUAAGACGUGUUCCUGUUGAAGCUUACUUAUGUGUGCCUACUUGGCAAAAAGUGUGGAUCAGUCAUUCAAAUCUAAACAUCAAGGGACAGAAUAAAAAACACAAUCAUGUAAAAUACUGAUCCUAUCCCACUCUCCACUGUCACUUUCACCUGAUAGAAAUCUUUCGUCGGCUCUGCAGCAUUAACAAGUAGGAGCUGGAGCUUCAUGACGGCUCUUCUUUGCCUAUUCCUUUCCAACUGGACAGGAUGUCAACCCAACCAUGUUAUAGACAUUGAUAAAUGGCUGCUUUUUUCCCCGUGGGCUCAGAAUGAAAGAUCUGGUUUUCAUGGAGUUAACAAGAGCUAGGGGGGAGGGAGGGGAGCCAAGAGCAGAAGAAUGGUGGAAGAGAAUGAGUCCACAUAGUUUUACGUAGUUGGAAAUGGAAGAUACAGGGACUUAAUGACUUCUGUGACCCUGAAUACCUCUAUUAUUCUUUCAAUUUUCAGAAAAGAUAAAUUGUACUCCUAUGUGGAAACGAUACAUCUACUGGUUCUGAGCUGUCAUUUAUCUUACACUACUCUUCAGUCUCUAUACCAGUAUUUUAGAAGUUGUCUUGAGUGAGCAGUAAUCAGUUCCUCUAGGUGCCGUCUAGUUGCUGGGUUGGUACUGGUAGCAAAGUAGCAAAAGAAAUUCUAGUUGGGGAUACACAAUUGUGUUUCAUACAGUUUUAUAUACGUGGAUAUGUGUGUGUGUGUUUGCUUAAAUAAGUGUGUAAUUUCUAACACUUGCACCUGAAAUCGUCCUAAUACAUAGGAAAUCCACUGCCUGAGAUUGUGAUCCUUUAAGUUAAAGCAUGUUGUAAAUACGGAGACUCUGUGCCCAAACUGGCUUAUGUGAGGAGUUCACCUUGCCCUAAUAUUAAAGUUAAUGUUACGGAAUCAACUGGUUAAGAUUCCUGGCUAGUAGCCCAGAUCACAGAGCAGACUAACCCGAGUUUUAAUGCAAGCUCCUCGGGCAAGUUCCAGAAUUUUACUUAGCUUCCUUUCUUCAUUUUAAAGUGAAAACAGUAUCAGUAAGGCUGUUCGUAUAUGCUGUACAAAAUAACUGCAUGGUAUAUAUGUAAAUAAAUAACCCGUUCCCGACCUACCAAGAGUUAAAACUCUAAACGCUGAAUACCAUUUUAAGCAGCAGACAGGAAGGGGCGGAGCGCCAGCCGCAGCCCCCGCCUCACCGCCGUUAGCGAAGCAGCCGCGGCUACGUCAGGCGCAAGUGUGAGGCCAGCUGCCGCUUAGCCCCCGGCCCCUCCCGGUCACCGCCGUCUGUCGGGGGGUCCGUGGGGUCUACGGUCACCCUGCGCUCCAGGCACCACACCGGACGAGCGGCGACACCGCGUCCAUGGCCACCGCGGCGGCUCCGUCAUCCUUGGCUCUCAAGGCCUCGAGCCUGGCCGCGGCCCCCGGCUCGUACGGGGUCUUCUGCAAGGGGCUCUCCCGCACCCUCCUCGCCUUCUUCGAGCUGGCCUGGCAGCUGCGCAUGAACUUCCCGUACUUCUACAUCGCGGGCUCCGUGGUCCUCAACAUCCGCUUGCAGGUACACUUUUAGAACCCUGAGGAAGCCGCCGGCAUUCCGGGCCUGCAUUAUGGCCGACUCCCAGGAGGCCCCGCGGCGCCGCGGAGCUGAGGGCGAGGAGUCCCGCUGUCUCGCGAGAGUGCCUGGGCUCCCUCCGCGGCUGUGCUCUCCGCUCUCAGCCGAGCUCCUGGAAUGUCACCGAGACCUUGCCGAGAUUACGAAGAGGAAAUAACGCGAUUCCGGCAGCCGAGAAAGAACUUCAGUUAAGACCCACGACAAUAUUUAAGAAAC